Molecule: messenger RNA, 2066 nt
Organism: Photinus pyralis (common eastern firefly)
Lineage: Eukaryota; Metazoa; Arthropoda; Insecta; Coleoptera; Lampyridae
Product: suprabasin
Exons: 3
Coding region: 140-1861 (573 amino acids)
Source: RefSeq, a predicted model, not a curated record
AAUGUGAAAGAGAAGCGAAGGUCGGCUUCAUUAUCUUGUUUAGUCGCGGCUUUAAACGGUAGGAGAACGCAUCAAAAAUUUGCGCGCUAAUUGAAAGUUUUCCAUUUUCCACUUAAAAUUCGAGUAGUGCAACGGCAAAAUGUUCGCCGGAUUUUCGUCUGCCAUGAGGGGAAUUGGUUCCCGUUUUGGGGAUCUGUUUUCAAGGAAAAAGAAGGAAGUCGACGAAAUAGUACAAGAAAAGGAAGAAAAUGUGAAAGAAUUUGUCAAAUCUGAAAUUGACAAGACGGGACAGGCCAUGGCUCAAGCCAAAGACGAUUUUGUCAAGGUGGCUUCCGAAGCGGUGGAAGAUACGAAGAAAUCGGCAGAAGACUCGAAAAACGCAGCUAUGGCUUCCCUUGAUCAACAAAUGAAGAAAGCGGAAUCGGCGAUCGACAACACGAUUCAAAGUGCCAGUAAAACAAUCGAUCAAAAAGUUACUGAGGCAAAUCAGUUCGUUGACGAUAAGAGAAACAAAAUGCAAGAUGGUAUUAAUCAAACCACUCAAUAUGUUGAUAAUAAAGCGAAGGAGGCAGGUGAGUACAUAGCAAACAAAAAACAACAAGUCCAACAAGGAGUUGAUGACUCGACUCAAUACAUGAACAACAAAGCUAAAGAAGCAGGUCAGUACGUGGCUGACAAGAAACAUCAGGCCCAACAAGGAGUUGAUGACUCCACUCAAUACAUGCACAACAAAGCAAAAGAGGCAGGACAGUACGUGGCUGACAAGAAACACCAGGUCCAACAAGGAGUUGAUGACUCCACUCAAUACAUGCACAACAAAGCAAAAGAAGCAGGACAGUACGUGGCUGACAAGAAACACCAAGUCCAACAAGGGGUUGAUGAUUCCACUCAAUACGUGAACAACAAAGCGAAAGAGGCAGGUCAGUACGUGGCUGACAAGAAACAAAACAUACAAGAAGGUAUCGAAUCAACGAAUCAAUAUAUUGACAAUAAGGCUAAGGAGGCCCAUCAGUACGUGGAUGACAAGAAACAUCAAAUCCAACAGGGAACUGACCAAACUAAUCAGUACAUCGACAACAAGACUAAGGAGGCAACACAGUAUGUAGAUGACAAGAAGCACCAAAUUCAACAGGGCAUUGACAACAAGAAAAACGAAGCGAGCCAUUACGUGGAUAACAAAAAGCACCAGAUGCAAGAAGGCAUUAAGCAAACUAAUCAGUACAUUGACAACAAAGCGAAGGAGGCACAACAGAAAGUGGAUCAAGCGAAUAAGUACAUUGAACAGAAAGCACACGACACGGCCCAAUACGUGGACGAUAAGAAAAAGGAAAUUGAAGACGGUGUCCACCAAGCGAACCAAUACGUCGAUAACAAAACCAAAGAUGCUAACAAAUACAUGGAAGAGAAGGUCAAGGAGACUGGUCAAUAUGUUGACAAUAAGACUCGAGAACUGGAAGAGGAUAUUGAAAACACCGGAAAAUAUUUGGAUAACAAGCGCGAGCAGAUCGGAAAUACGGUCGGUCAAAAAUUGAGCGAGGCGCAUCAGUUUGUGGAUCAAUCCAAACGAAACGCGCAAGAAGGUAUCCAUCAGGCGAACCAAUACAUGCAUAACAAAGGGCAGGAGUUCGGGCAAGGCGUCGACAGUGCCCUGCAACAAACCGACAAGUACCUCGACAACAAGAAAGAACAGGCAAGCGCCGCGUUCGAUAAAACCUUACACGACACCAAUCAGUUUUUGGAGUCGAAAAGGGAGCAGGUUAAGCAAGGUAUCGACGAGUCAAAUAGGAAAGCGCAGCAGGACGGCGAAGCGCUGAAUGCGGCGCUCUUCGCCAAAACCACCAGUCUGCUUGGUCACAAAUAAAUGCUAACAUUCGCACCGAAUUAAUUUACUGCUAAAACUAUUUAUAAGUACAAAAUGUGCGCUUGUAAUUUGGAUGCGCUAACUGUGACAUGCUUCUGUCUGCGAGGAAGCAUCCCCAUCGCAUCUUUGUUUUUGUGAUUUAACUGGUUCUUAGAUGGUAGUAAAUACACGGACAUUUUUUUUUUGUUUUUGUUAACGGCGUUAA